AUGAGCCCUGCCGCCACUGUUACGGGUAAAUCAGAUACAAGCUCAACAAUGUACAGCACCGGGGUUAAUUACCCUCUUCCAGCAAGCAUUAAGGAACAUGCCCGCCUGGAGGAACAGUCUGUAUGUCUUGCGGACUUAAUGGGUCGUACUUAUCAUGCCCCCUUACCUGCCGCACCAACACUGCUUUUGGACAUCGGGUGUGGAACUGGGGUGGUUACCACCUACCUGGGAAACACUUUCCCCACCGCUAAUGUCUACGGGAUUGACCUCUCACCCGUUCCACAAAUUCACCAUCCCCCCCCCAAUGUGAAAUAUAUCCAAGGAGAUAUCCAUGAAUUGUCCUCUCUGGACCCACGCAUCGUACAGGGGGCUGCGGACCUGUCCUUUGGUCGCCUUCUAGUAUGCGGCAUCAGGGAUUGGCUUUCGUGCAUUGUGGCCAUGAAAAAUUUGGUUAAACCAGGCGCUUGGGUAGAGCUUCAGGAUUUGAAUAAUCGCCUUUUUGAUAGUGACAAUAAGCGAGUUGACGUGAAUAUGGAAUGGAUGAGGGUACUCCGCGCCUCACUCGAAAGUAAGGGCUUAGACCCCGAUGCGGGAAUCAAUGCAAGAAAGUAUAUGGAAAAGGCGGGACUGGUGGAUAUACAGUCAUGGGAGUAUAAAUGGACCGUUGGGCCUUGGUUAGCAGACCAAGAGCCGCAAACCCGCCGCUUUGGUGAAUUUGAAGGCCGCGAGAUGAAGAACCCGUUAGCACACUUGCUCGAGGAACUGCCCGAUGGGGAGAUAUACGGGGAUAAGCUAAAGCAGUCCCUCCAGCAUCAGAUGAGAAAGGAUAUGGAGCCGAAGAAAACGGGAGAAAAGGGCAUCUACUUCACAUUUACUGUUACCAUCGGUCGACGGUCUUUCGAGUGA
Molecule: messenger RNA, 906 nt
Organism: Nannizzia gypsea CBS 118893
Lineage: Eukaryota; Fungi; Ascomycota; Eurotiomycetes; Onygenales; Arthrodermataceae
Exons: 2
Coding region: 1-906 (301 amino acids)
Molecular function (GO): methyltransferase activity
Source: RefSeq, a predicted model, not a curated record